AGCUUAGCUUAAGGAAUAUUUCUCAAAUAGUUUUCUAUUUUUUCAUAUAAUUUAUUUUCUUUCAUUUUUCCUCUCUACCAACUGAACCCAAAAGUGUUGAACUUUAUUUUUGUUGGGUGGAGCCUGGCGCCUGCAAUUCUCAGAAAAUGCCACACCGCCUCUUCUAUUCAAUCGAGGACCUCGUAUUGAUCUCCCAUGGAAGCCCUCUAGCUUAAGCUUUUUGUCCAACAUAAAAGGAGAUAGUGGAUCAAAACAUCAUUUUUUUUCACGGCCAAACGCUGCCUCUCCCUCCCUCUCUCUCUCAUUCUCUCUCUCUCUCUCUCUCUCUCUCUCUCUCUCUCUCUGCUGCCUGCCUUGUGUUUUUCCUCCCUUUUGUUCUAAAGUAAAUUGCUUUUUCAUUUCUCACCCAAAAUUACAUUUUGGGUAGUUUUGUGGAUACCAUGACCUUCUCCUCUGCUCCUCUCAUUUGCUAAAAAGUGUCUCUCUCUGGUUUUUACAAGCACACCCAGAAGCUCCAAAACAGGGUCUACCAUGCUGAAGCAAAUCCUAAGCAAACUUCCUCGCAAGUCAUCAAAGUCUGAUUCACUAGAUUCUAUAGGGAGUGAUUCUGGCAGCAAUACUUCCAAUUUGGGGAGUGGGUUCCCAUGUACAAUUGGUGGGAGUUCUCUUACAAGCAAAUUAAAUGUUGUCAAGCGGGUGUCUUCAGCAGUUUUCCCAUCAAGCAUUGCAGCCGGAGCUGAGGCAGUGGAGCCCCAUCUAUCCUUCAAGGAGGUUUCAAACCCACAGAAGCAUAAUCUAUUUAUCAGCAAGCUGAACCUUUGCUGUGAGUUUGUCGAUUCCAGCGAUCCAGUUAAGCAAGAUCUCAAACGUGAAACAUUGAUAGAACUUGUUGAUUAUGUUUCUUCUGGGACUGUGAAGUUCACUGAACCAGCAAUUUCUGCAGUGUGUAAAAUGUGUGCAGUCAACCUGUUUAGAGUUUUCCCACCUAAGUAUCGAUCUAAUUUUACUGGGGGUGAAACAGAAGAUGAAGAACCAAUGUUUGAUCCUGCUUGGUCAUAUCUGCAAAUUGUGUAUGAUCUUCUGGUUCGGUUUAUCAGUUAUAGUUCACUUGAUGUAAAGGUGGCAAAAAAGCAUGUGGAUCAAUCUUUUAUUGUAAAAUUACUUGACCUCUUUGACUCUGAGGACCCAAGAGAAAGAGAUUGUUUGAAAACCAUUCUGCAUAGGAUUUAUGGAAAGUUCAUGGUACACAGGCCAUUUAUUCGGAAAGCUGUCAGCAAUAUCAUAUAUCGUUUUGUUUUCGAAACUGAAAGGCAUAAUGGAAUUUCUGAGCUGUUGGAGAUUUUUGGAAGUGUAAUUAGUGGGUUUGCUUUGCCACUGAAGGAGGAACACAAGAUAUUUUUGUGGAGGGCUCUGAUUCCUCUACACAAACCAAAGUCCGUGGGUAUUUAUCAUCAGCAGUUGACAUAUUGUGUUGUACAGUUUAUAGAUAAGGAUCCGAAAUUGGCGAGUACUGUAAUAAAGGGGUUGUUGAAGUACUGGCCUGUAACAAAUAGCCAGAAGGAGUUGAUGUUUUUAAGCGAGUUAGAAGAGGUUUUGGAAAUGACUAGCAUGGAUGAGUUUCAAAGGGUCAUGGUUCCCCUGUUCCGGCGGAUAAGAUGCUGCCUCAAUAGUUUUCAUUACCAGGUGGCUGAACGAGCCCACUUGCUGUGGAACAAUGAACACAUCCUUAACCUUGUCGCACAUAACCGCCAGGUGAUCUUGCCGCUUGUCUUCCCAGCUAUUGAGCGAAACACCCAACACCACUGGAAUCAAGCAGUGCUGAACCUGACCCUGAAUGUGAAGAAGACAUUUUGCGAUAUGGAUGAGGAGCUGGUAAUUGCCUGCCAAUGUAAGUUGGAGGAGGAAAAUUUAAGGUCAAGCGCUGCAGCUGAGAAGCGAAGGUUAACAUGGGAACGCUUGGAAACUGCGGCUGGGGUCCAACCUGUAGCCUGUAACUUUUUAUCUCCCAUGAAACCUCCUGCUUACCCUGUUGUCUGCUAAUUUCUCAAGUAACGGAACUUGGCAUGCAUAGUUUGACAGCUCUAAUAGGGUAUCAAAAUUUGGUUCUGAACUGGACCAGAGAUAACAAAUGGUGCAGAUUGUGUUAGUGCUUGGAUGUUGUACUUCUGAGUUGUAUUGAUAGAUGAUCCCGCUGCGCUGAAGAUUCGUUAAAGGACCGUUUUGCUUGCCGUGUGUUAUGUUUGUUGACACAUCUUGUAUCUUUACAGAAGGGUUGGUUUGUUGUGGCCUAUCUUUUGUAAGUUGUAUUUUUUCUGUCUCCCUGUUGAGUAGAUAGUGAUCAUGUUUAAAGCCAUCCGCUUUGCAAUGUCAAGAAUUUGUAUAGCUAAAUUAAUGCCCCCCCCAUUUCAUAUUUUUUAUUUUGGGUUUUUUUUUUUUUUUGGACAAACAUGUUUGACCUUGGCUAGCAUGGAUUCACAUGUACUAGGUGAAGUUCAUAAAUCUAAAUGUUGUUGAUAUGAUGACUUUUGGAACAA
This is a messenger RNA of Pyrus x bretschneideri (Chinese white pear), 2534 nucleotides long. RefSeq names its product serine/threonine protein phosphatase 2A 57 kDa regulatory subunit B' kappa isoform. The coding region runs from base 532 to 2040 and encodes 502 amino acids. Gene Ontology annotation, biological process: signal transduction. NCBI's taxonomy places the organism in Eukaryota, Viridiplantae, Streptophyta, Magnoliopsida, Rosales, Rosaceae. The record is from RefSeq and is a predicted model, not a curated record. The transcript has 3 exons. Gene Ontology annotation, molecular function: protein phosphatase regulator activity. Gene Ontology annotation, cellular component: protein phosphatase type 2A complex.